Molecule: messenger RNA, 4268 nt
Organism: Toxotes jaculatrix (banded archerfish)
Lineage: Eukaryota; Metazoa; Chordata; Actinopteri; Toxotidae
Gene: pgap6
Product: post-glycosylphosphatidylinositol attachment to proteins 6
Exons: 13
Coding region: 99-2405 (768 amino acids)
Cellular component (GO): plasma membrane
Source: RefSeq, a predicted model, not a curated record
GUUGUGCACGUAAAGUGAUUUCCACCUAGCGAUAGAUCAGAGUGACAUUACAGCUGAAUAAAGGACGAUGUAAUGGUUCAGACAGUCGGAAAGGAAACAUGGACGUUUGUUUACUGCGCUGUCUCCUCUUCGUCGCCCUGACGACUUGGACAUUAGGAGACGAUGGACAGGUGACGUUUGUGUCAGAGCUCUCGUCCAAACCAGCUCAGAAGUUGUCGAAGUAUAGCUGGUACGGCAGCGUGAGGCUGCAGAGGUUUCAUAUACCGGAGGAGACUGCCAUCGCUCGCUGGCUCUUCUCUGUCACCAAGGGCCACAGCUUCCAUUGUGGACAGCACAACGUCACCAUCCAUAUUCGAUGGGGUGCCCCUCCAGUUAUAAACCCAUUAGGUUUGGUGUUUCCUAAUUCGACACUGUGGAGCCCCUGUUUGUCUCUGACCCUGCCGGUAACAUCACACAGCUCCACAACCUUUAACCUCUCAGACCCUGCUUCUGGUGAUUGGUAUGUCGCAGCCCACUUGCCUGAGGAUGAUGGCCGCAUAGAGCAGAAGGGUUUUCCGUCCUGCUCCUACUUCUUCCAGCCUCAGCUGUCAAUCAGGAGAGCAGUGGACACACCCAUUUUACAGCAGGGCACGUUCCUCCAGCAGACCGCAGCCCCUGACAGACCUGCACGCCUUAAGUUGUAUGUUCCAGAGUUUGCCUCUUCUCUCACCAUCUCGGUGGCUGACUGUUCACCAGGGGAGGGAGCAGUCAGUGGAAAUUGUUCACUGGUCCUCAGACUUGGCUCCUCCUCUCUGCAGCAGGGCCCAGUAACAGUGAACUGCUCAGGGAUUGGCUGCUCUGCAACGCUCUCUAACCCACCUUGGGACACCUGGUUACGGCUUGUUGUUGAGAGCAGCCAAGACAACCGUACUGUAACCUUUAGUAUCAUCUCAAACUACACAGUGGGAUGUAAGCCAAAAAGUGUAGGCCUUAAAGCAGAUGACGACAUCAGCAAGCUCCGUGGCAACAGCAGCUACACUAACUCCACAUCAGCGGGCAACAGCUCCUUGAGUACAGACACAGUCGCCUUUAACAACGAAUCAGCAUCAGUGUUGACGCCGCUGCUGGCGUCGGCGUGCGUGUGGAGCGUCCCCGUUCUCUACGAGGAGGUGGAUGUUCUGUCGCUCCGAUUCACCCCCGUCAACGGACCCAACGUCAGCGUCACAAACACACACCCCACACUGCUCACCUACCCGGUGCACACACAAGCCACAGGUGGAACACUCAACCUGCAGCUCACACUCAACACUAGUAAUGUAAUCCUGGGGAACAGCAGCAGAGUGGUGGCCUGUCUCUCUCAAUGGGCUCCAAUCCUCAACCUCAACCACUCUCAACCCUGUCGCACAGAUAUGUUUGGAGGAUAUGGUGUUCAUGUGAAUGCCAGUGUCCCUAAAGCUGUGAUCAGGCUGCCGUUCCCGCCGUCAACAACGUGGUACCUCACCCUGCAGCUCACAUGCAACAGCAGUGACUGUGGUAAUACAUCAGUGGUGUAUGUGGUCCCAGAGGUGUUUGUCAGUGCCUGCGUAGAGGACUGUGGGACGUACGGUGAAUGUAGAUUACUGAGAUCCUACAGCUACCUGUACAGUGCCUGUGUCUGCAAGGCUGGCUGGAGUGGUUGGGGCUGCACUGAUGGUUCGGCAGCUCAGUCGUACAGUCACCAGCUGACGGCAGCUCUGUUGCUCACUCUCAGUAACCUGUUCUUCCUGCCCGCCAUCGUGGUGGCCAUCAAACGCUGCUACAUCACUGAGGCAUCCGUCUACCUCUUCACAAUGUUUUCCUCCACGUUCUACCAUGCAUGUGACCAGCCGGGCGUGGCCGUACUCUGUAUAAUGGACUACGAUACCCUACAAUACUGUGACUUCCUGGGGUCUGUCUGUUCCAUCUGGGUCACCAUCCUGUGCAUGGCUCGCAUCAGAGACACAUUCAAAUAUACUCUGUUUAUGCUCGGGACUCUGUUGAUUGCCAUGUCAAUGCAACUGGACCGCAAAGGUCUGUGGAACCUGGUUGGUCCCGUCCUCUGUGCGCUGCUGAUCAUGGUCACUGCAUGGGUGUACCGAGGGGUGCGGCGUCGACAUUGUUACCCGCCUUCUUGGCAACGCUGGGCCUUCUACCUGAUCCCCGGGGCAACCUGUGCUCUGAUUGGGGUGUUCUUGUUCGCUUUUGCAGAGACAGAGGACAACUACUACUACAUACACUCGCUGUGGCACAUCCUGGUGGCCUGUUGCGUGGUGUUCCUGCUGCCGCCGAAGGAGCGAGACAGGGAGGUGCUGGGUUGGAGCAGGGGCUGGAACUGGAGCUGGAGACCCCGGGUUUGUGGGUACACUCUCUGUCAGAACGGCAAGGAUGAACUGUACACUGUCACAUAGUUGGAUAAGAGAUAAUAUAAGGGAGUAGAGACUCUGUAUUGAUUGUUAGAAAGCUGUAUAUAAGUACUCUUCAAAGUUUCUCAAUAUCUUGAAGAAUGCAUUAUAAAAUCAAAUUUAGAUCUAUAUUCUCAUAGGUCUGUGGCUUUCAUAUUCACAUUCACCUCAAGAACUAAUCUUAUAUUUGAAUUUAAAAAAGAUGUCCAAAAGACUUAAAAUGAAAAAAAAUUAACUUGUGGACAUCCUGAAACACACACACACACACACACACACUAUUUAAUCCAAGUGGAACCUCCAAGGUGGUCCUUUGCACCAACUUAGGUAUAAACAUCAAAUCCUUCAGGUAGCAGACCACCUGACCUUUGACCUCAUGAUCAGGAGUUUGUACAUAUUGUGUAUGUACAUAUUUUACUAGGGUAGGAAAUGAAUGUUUGCAAUAUUUAUAAGAAAUAGCACUUUGUGGAAUUCUUUUAAAUCUUUUCUAUUCAGUCUAUCAUUGACUGAUAAAAUAUGCUAUAUUUAUAGUUUAUGUAAACACUCCUCAUUCUCGUAUCCUCCUGUGUUUUCAUUAAGUCCUUUAAAUUAGUUCUACACAACCAUCUCGACUCCAGGUCCACCUACUAGCUUUUUCCAGAGCUGUUAAACCGUAUUUUGUGGUCUUCAUCAUUUUGCUUUUGAACUUCAGACUCAUUCCUUGCUAAAGAAUAAUGAAAAACAUUUAAAACCAGUAAACUGCUCUUUUGCCAAAGUCUGAUCAACCCUGUUUAUGAUGCCUUCCCAUCAUGUCAACAUCAGCCUCUCAGUUUUCCUUCACAUUUCUUUGCAUCAGAUCCUCAGACACUGGUCAACUGUAUGUGGCAAAUUUAGGUGCAGUGACUUUGGCAUACAGGAUACCUCCUCAUUCCUGUAAACAAAGCCAUGUUUUUAAAUACUGUGCAUGGCAUUAGGUUACAUUCAUGUGCAGAACUUACAUGCAGCUUGCAUUGAAACCGAAUGACUCUGUGCCCUGUCUCGUCUAUCCCCCCACUCUAAAACCUUACCAGUUUAUACUUUUUACCAGCAAUCAUUCUGAAGCACUUUCAUGAUUAGAAAGCUAAUUCCUCUUCAUAAUGUACAUAGCCCAUAGGCGAGUGAAUGGGCACUUGAUGAAUGUAUAUGGAGAUUACUGUGUCUGGUGCCUCAUGUAUGUACUAUACGAGUAUGUGUGAAUGUGUGAAUGUGUGUUUCGUCUCUUGCGUACUCUUUCCACACUUACUUUUAUCCAAGUCACACAUUGUGAUUUUGCACGUUGCACACUUUGAAUUUAGCCUUUCUUUGUUUUCUCGUAUGUGUCAGAGUGUAAAUCAUUUUAUUUUGUUGUCACAUUUAAGUAGGAGUUUGAAAAGGCAUUACCACUACAGCACACUGUACUCUGUGUGUAAGGAUUAAGAAAUGCAAUGUUCACUGUAAAACGUGAUUUUACUUCCUUGUACUGGACACUUACUUUUCAAUCAAUUAAAAAUCCAAACAGCAUUUAGCCUACCAAAAAUAAACCUUUUGUACAAAGAGAAAUCUUACAUGUUUUUUUUCAUGAUUUUUUUUUGCUCUUUCUUUUUUUUUAUUUUUUGCUUUUCAUGUGGGCUGUUUUUCUUUCCCCAAACACUCACACUCUCUUAUUCUCUGAGAGUGGAUUGGGGUAUAGAGGGAAGCAGAUUAUCAUAAGCCUCAGAAAUGUUGAAAGGGCCUGUGUUGAAAUACACAUUUCUGUGUGUGCGUGUGUGUGUGUGUGUGUGUGUGUGUGCGUGUGCGUGUUUGCCUGUGUUCCCAUAUAUAGCUUACCUCCAUUAGUAAAUUUGAUGGUCUCAGAAAGCUGACAUGGAUCAGUGC